Molecule: messenger RNA, 919 nt
Organism: Acanthocheilonema viteae
Lineage: Eukaryota; Metazoa; Nematoda; Chromadorea; Rhabditida; Onchocercidae
Source: the annotation of a GenBank genome assembly
AUGGGGGAAGGGAGGGAUGAGGGGGAGAGGCUCGAAAUGGCAUCCUUUCCAGAACGUCUCACUACGUCAAGCUCCCCACUCCAAGAAAUCCAACAACCUCCAGCUUCUGCCAUUAGCAACACUGAACCGACCGGUAGAUCGAGACGUAACAAACCUCGUGUUCGACAACUUUCAGAUACAAAACUUCGUCAACAAAAAUUACCUGCAUGGCAGCCGAUACUAACUGCGUCAACAGUCAUACCAACAAUUUUUGGAAUUGGCGAAACGGGUGUCUGCAAAUCCGAAACAGUUGAAAUUAGUAUUGUUAUAGUGAAAGAGUCAAUCACGGAUUAUACAACAUGCAGUGUACCUUCACAGAACACUUGUGAAUAUGUGAUUAAAUUGGAUGGCGAUUUUCAGGGUGAUGUUUAUUUUUAUUACGCAUUAGACAAUUACUUUCAAAAUCAUCGACGAUAUAUGAAAAGUCGCAGUGAUAGCCAACUUCUGGGCAAUCUUCAGAAUGUGGGCGACUGUGAGCCAUAUGCAUAUUUAAACACAUCCUCAGGCCGGAAAGUUAUUGCUCCAUGUGGUGCAGUUGCGAAUUCCAUGUUUAAUGAUUCAUUCACACUGUAUCGUAAUGGGAGCAGUGAUCCAGUACCUUGGACAUAUAAAGGUGUUGUUUGGCCGGUUGAUAAGAACAGAAAAUAUAGGAAUCCACCUGGAAAGAAUCUUCAGCAUGCUUUUAGGAAAACUGUGAAACCUCCAAAUUGGCAAAAGCCAAUAUAUGAAUUAGAUUUAAAUAAUUCCGACAAUAAUGGAUUUUUAAAUACCGAUUUCAUCGUUUGGAUGAGGACAGCAGCUUUACCUGAUUUUAGGAAAUUGUAUCGUAUUCUAGUUCGUCACAAGAACCCAUUAUACAAAAAUGGCUUACCUGCUGGAA